Oreochromis niloticus (Nile tilapia) is the source of this 1282-nucleotide messenger RNA. It is a transcript of the gene prl2, whose product is annotated as prolactin 2. Gene Ontology annotation, biological process: positive regulation of receptor signaling pathway via JAK-STAT; response to nutrient levels. Gene Ontology annotation, molecular function: hormone activity. Gene Ontology annotation, cellular component: extracellular region. The transcript is spliced from 6 exons. The record is from RefSeq and is a predicted model, not a curated record. NCBI's taxonomy places the organism in Eukaryota, Metazoa, Chordata, Actinopteri, Cichliformes, Cichlidae. The coding region runs from base 348 to 1040 and encodes 230 amino acids.
AUGUCAGUUCUCCAUAAUCCAUACUUGGACAAUAACAACAUAUACUGCCAAAAUAUUAACGACAGAGGUUGCUAAUUUUCUGUAUCCAGAUUCAUUUGGAGAUUUGAAUAAUGUAAUAUCUGAAUGUAAGCUGUUAAUCAAUCUUCACAGGAAAGACGUGUGCAGUGAAAGGACAUAGCUACGUCCAUCUGUUACGUUUCGCCCUGUGGGCAUGGAUGAAUGCAAUAGUCACCCUGUUACUCUGCAGGGGAAACUGUCAGAGAGGGACCCUCACAUGAACCAUUCAGAUUUGGAAUAGGAGCACAUCUGCACUCUCUGCUCUAAGACAGGAUCUCCUUAUCUGCAGGAUGCCUGGAAACAUCAGAUCAGUCUCUGUGGUCUCGGUAGCUUUGUUGUGCUUGGUGUUCUGCAGUCAGCCGACCAGUCUGGAUGCAGCCCCCCUCUGUACGAAUGCCGAGGCUGGGUGUCACGUCCUCUCCCUGGCUAACCUGUUUGACCGGGUCAUUCAACACUCAGCCAGAAUGCACGGCAUUUCAAAUGACCUUCACUCUGAGUUUGAGCUUUACUUCCUGCCCAGUAAGAAUCAGAUUGGCCGGGUCAGUCGCAACUGUCACACGUCUAACAUCCUCACCCCAAAUGGAAAGGAGAACGCUCAGAGAAUGGCGAGGGAGGAGCUGACGGAGGUGAUUCUAAAGCUCCUGGUGGCAUGGAGGGACCCUCUGUGGCAUUUCCACCAGAGCAUGACGCACUUCCACGACUUCAUUGACUUCAGCUCCAAUAAAUCUCUUAAAAUGAGUGAUAUGGUGCAUGAGCUACGGAAAGGAGUACAGAAAGUAGUUGAGAAGAUGCAGAUGUUGGGAAUAUUAAGUAACUCUGUCAGCAGCCUCAUGUCUCCCGAGGCUUUCUUGGCAUCAGGCAGUGCUGAGUGGCGCCUAAUGAAAGACUACGAGCUCCUCUACUGUUUUCGCCGAGACUCCAACAAGGUCCAAAACUACCUGAAGAUCCUGAAGUGUCGCAUUGUUCCAGAGGAUGGAUGUUAAAAGCUAGAAACUCUUGACAAAGCUGAAGUUUUUGUUUUCUACUUAUAGAGAAUCAGAAACUACUUUUCAUUCUCAUCAUGACUGCAGUGAUACAACGACCGCCCAGUCUGUCAGAAUGUUUUCCAUCCUCAGAAAAUGUUACAUGACCACAGACAGGGUGCGAUGAAUGCACAGAAUCACUAAUUAUUAUAAGAGAAACCUGUAAAUCGUCUGUUUCAAUAUAUUAUAUAAAUAUUUCAAAA